CGUAAACUGCUCGAAAGAUUUGACAGUUAUAGUUAUUUUGAAUAUCUAAGAUAAGGGAAGAUACACAAUUCUCCUAUUCUAUGUGGGUAUGGCUUCCACACCAAGUACUUGUGCAUCGGUUCUUCUCUUCUUUAUCACUCUUUUGUCUUCAGUUUCUGCAACAGUGGUAGACGACCUUGCUAAUUUGCAUCCACCUUCUGAUUUUAACACAACAAUUAUUUCCAACUGUAUGAAAGACACAUCUCUCAGGUACUGCAGUUCAUCUCCAACGGCUAUGGACCUCAAUGAGAUCUUUAGAUUCACCAUUGUUGCUAGUCAUCUCUGUAACGAAUCAAAGAAUCCCAAUUGUGUUGAAUCAUUCCCCAAAAUAGACCUUCGAAGCCGUCCCAAGAUUACCCCACUCUACUUAUCAUUCAGUUUUUUCUGGAAAUAUUGUCCCAUCACCAUCCUCUCCAUUAAUCUCUCCAACAAUUCUCUAAAGGGAAGUUUCCCAACUGAUGUCCUUCUGUGCACACAAAUCCAGGCUCUUGAUUUGAGUCACAAUGAUCUUUCAGGGGAUGUCCCAAUACAAAGCUUCUCUCCUCUUACCAAUCUUACCCUUCUCAAUCUUUCCUACAAUCAAUUUUCGGAGAGUAAGAUCUCAGAUUCCCAGUUCUUCAAACGGUUUAAUUCUUCGAGUUUUCUCAAUUCAGGUCUCCUCCCAAAUCACCAAGAAUAUCGGGUGAAGGCUGUAAUAUUAUUGCUUGGCUUUCCAAUCGUUGUCAUUCUGAUGGUGGGUUGCUUGUGGUGGCUGUGUUUUCGAAGGCCUGAUUUCCUACCAAAAGCGCUUCAGAAUAAGCACAAAUUCACAAAUUCAAUGUUGAAGGCGGCCACCAACGGGUUCUCAAAGAAGAAUAAGGUGGGAAAGAGUGAGGGUUUUGCUAUAUAUAGAGGAAUCUUAAGAGAUGGCACUGAAGUGAGGAUUGAAAUCUACUUGAAUAACGUCAUUUCAAGGGAAAACCGCAGGAAGUUUGUUCAGGAAUGUAAAGUUCUUGUUCAGUUGUGCCACAAGAACUUAGUAAAAGUAUAUGGUUGGUGUAGUAAUCGAACUUUGAGCGCCCGUGUUACUGAAUGGACAGGUGAAGAGAGUGUUGAGAUGUGGCUAUCAGAAUCAGCGCCAUCCUGGAAGCUCAGGUUGAAAGUGUUGGUGGGAGUUCUGAAAGGCAUGUGUUAUCUUCAGGAGCAAUGGCCUGAGGUUGAUUAUGAUCUCAGGACAAGCGGUGUUUUGAUACAUCAAAGUACGGAGCCUUUAAUUGCAAGGUUUAAAGUUGGCGAAAACAGCAGCAGAAAGAAAAUUUACAGGUUCGGAGUUUUUCUGCUGGAGAUGAUGACAAACGGGAGGCUGGGGAAAGAGUUUGAGGGGAGUGAAGCAGGGUUUUUUGAGUACGUUAAAACACAGUAUCCUGGAAAUUUGCUGAAGGUGAUCGAUGAGAGAAUGAAACUGACAGAGAAUACAUUUGAUCAAGCUAAACAGGCAAUAGGCAUUGGAUUAACAUGCACAGAUCAUUCAACAAAUCGGCAUCUUCGCUUGGGUCAGAUUUCUAACAUGAUCACUAGAAUCUAUGAGUCUUGCCUGGUUUUGGCUUCUCAAAAUCAUAGCAAGUCUCGUGCUAAGGGAGGAAGAACUUGUAGUCAUAAUUUCCAUCCGAAAUUGAUUUAUAAGGAUCCUCUCUAUCGACUAUGGAUAAAUAUAUUUGAGUGUGAGGACAGGGGAGAGCCAGUGAGGAGUUUUGUUUUGAGCAACAUUGAAGAAAUCAAAGCAGAUCUGUGUAGGAUUAGGUCUCAUGAAGCAACAAUUACUGAAAGCAUUUAUGAGAAAACUAACAGAUUGUUCAGUUUAAAAAGCACUAUCAUUUAUCAACUGCUUUUAAUUGGUCAAUACGUAAUAGAUGAUAACCUUCAUUUUAUACAGCUCAGGUUCAUUACUUAUGCAGGAAUAGCAGCCACUUAUGUGCUAAGUUCACUUUUCUCAACCUUCGGUAACAAUUUUAGUCGGUUUGAGUUGGUUAAAGUUAGGUUGAUAAUUGAGCCAACUCAAGUUGAAAUCAUGACAAGCUUGAACUUGACUCAAGACCGGGAACAUAACUUGAAAAUUUUUUGA
Messenger RNA from Durio zibethinus, 2140 nucleotides. Its product is annotated as Leucine-rich repeat protein kinase family protein. Lineage: Eukaryota; Viridiplantae; Streptophyta; Magnoliopsida; Malvales; Malvaceae. Gene Ontology annotation, molecular function: protein kinase activity; ATP binding. The record is from RefSeq and is a predicted model, not a curated record. Gene Ontology annotation, biological process: protein phosphorylation.